AUGGAGAAGGAAAUCAUGACCACUGAUCUCGUCACGAGCGAAAAAGUGCUGUCCAAGUCAGACUCUACUAUUGUUCCUCGUGACAAGAAUGUAGAAAGGAAACUUCUUUUGAAGAUUGAUCUUCUCAUUUUGCCUAUUCUUUUUCUCUUUUACAUGCUCUCCUAUCUGGACCGUAUCAACAUUGGCAAUGCCCGGAUUCAGGGAAUGAGUGAAGAGCUGGAUCUUCACGUGGAAAACCGAUAUGAUGUUGCUCUCUUUGAAUCACCACUAUGUGCACAGGCUUUAUCCAAACUUAUCAGGCUGUAUACUCUUCGAGUUCUGCUAGGAUUUUUCGAGGCUGGACUCGUUCCAGGAGUCGUAUACGUGACAUCCAUGUAUUAUUGUCGAUAUGAAUAUCAGGAACGACUAAGUCUCAUGUUUUUUGAUACCUCCGUCGGAGGUGCCAUUGGUGGUAGAGAGAAAGAGCUUCUUCAUUUGCGUCUAGCUGGCAAUGGAGGAGAGUUCCGGAUGGACACCUUUGACCGGCCUGCAGUCAAGCAGAUCUUCCUUGACUGGAAAAUCUGGCUUGGAUCUCUGAUCUACAUGAGCUCAACCUCAAGUGGUCUUGCCAUGUCUUUUUUCCUGCUAACCGUUCUGAAGGAGUAUGACUGGCGCUCGGCUGAGGCUUGA
Messenger RNA from Penicillium taxi, 669 nucleotides. RefSeq lists its product as uncharacterized. Lineage: Eukaryota; Fungi; Ascomycota; Eurotiomycetes; Eurotiales; Aspergillaceae. Gene Ontology annotation, cellular component: membrane. The transcript has 4 exons. Gene Ontology annotation, molecular function: transmembrane transporter activity. Bases 1 to 669 code for a protein of 222 amino acids. The record is from RefSeq and is a predicted model, not a curated record.